Messenger RNA from Solanum lycopersicum (tomato), 1422 nucleotides. RefSeq names its product RPM1-interacting protein 4. The record is from RefSeq and is a predicted model, not a curated record. Gene Ontology annotation, cellular component: plasma membrane. NCBI's taxonomy places the organism in Eukaryota, Viridiplantae, Streptophyta, Magnoliopsida, Solanales, Solanaceae.
AUGAAAUGUUACUGGUGACGCCAGUCAUCCGGUCAUCCUACCCCUAAUUUUCUCUUUCUCUCUCUUUCUGUGAGUUGGCCCCACACUGUGUGCAUAACAAGGAGGAGGAGGAGGAAAGAAGAUAUCUUGGAAAGCUCCCAUUUUUUUCAUUUUAGCUGAAUUUUUCUCUCUAAGCUGCUGUUAACUUGCAGACCCUUUUGAAAUGGCAAAACACUCACAAGUACCAAAAUUUGGUGAGUGGGAAAGCGAUGAAGAUGUUCAAUAUACUACCUAUUUUGAGAAUGCUGCUAAGGGUAAGAAAGGAAGUAAAAUGAAUCCAAAUGAUCCUCAAUAUCUUGAGGCAAAAGUGAAAGGUGAAAAUGGAACAGAUACUGUACGACAGAAGCCGGAACGUAUUGCCAGCAGAGAUGAUGUAGAAUUGCGGAAAUCAACUGGCUCUCCAAUGCAUCCAGACACCAUGGGUCACAAAGUUCCAACUUACCCAUCUCCACAACGACAUGGUGCGAAAUAUGGAGGCAACAAGUCAGAAUCAGAAACAAUGAAGAGCACUGAAAUCCUAACACCAAGGCAUGAACGUCGGCCAAGCCGAGAAGAGGGUUACCUGAGGAAACCUACUGAUUCCCCGUUGCGCAAUGAGAACAUGGGGAGAAGAACUCCUAUGGAAUCACCUCAUCAUCGCUAUGGUGGCUUAAGUGGUGGUGCUACACCUAAGAGGGCCUCUCAGCAAAGUGUAGGACCUGAUCGCAGCAUUGAGCAUUCCCCGCUGCAUCCACAUUCCCAUGGAAGGCCUGGAGGCAAAGGUGGUGUUGUCUCCUCCCCCUCAUGGGAAAGGAAGGCUUCAUCUGAAGGUAGUCAUGGUCUGGCUCCUUCUACACCUGGAAGAUCCCGUUUGAGACCAGUUGCAAAAGGUGAUGACACGCCUGAUGACAGCCCUGCUGUUCCUAAAUUUGGUGACUGGGAUGAGAAUGAUCCUGCAUCAGCAGAAGGUUACACGCAAAUCUUUAACAAAGUGCGAGAGGAGAAGCAGACUGGUUCAGCAAAAGUACCUUCCUCAUCAACUGAUACAUCUUACUCCAACAGUCAAAAGCGAUAUGGAAAUGACAGUGGAAAGGGUUGUUUAUGUUUCCCAUGGGGUCGAAGUUGACAAUGCUGAGGAUGAGACAAACAAAAAAUGCAAAUGGGCAUGUACCCUAUUUUAAAACAUGAAACAUUGGUUAUGUAUAGAUUGUAGAUCUCUUUAGUAUAUAUGUUGUUCAUUGUGUGCUUUAGACUUUAAUAUUUUGCUUUACAAACCAGAAAAAAGAUUGAGAAAAGGGAAAGAAAAAAACAAAGAGAAAAAUGACAUUCUUCUUGUUCUGCCAUCCAUUAGUUGUUGGCUUUCUUCUUCAUGGAGAUUUAUCUAAGUUAUCUUUAUAUUUUGCA